AUGACGACCUAUCUCGAGGGCGUUACAGCUGCUUUUGAGUACGAAUAUAAUAAUGCAACGCAAUUUUUGACGAAGUCUGAUCCUGAACACCUCCCAAUACGAUUCACGUUACAUGUUGACGCAACAUACGCGCUUUUCGAUGUAAUAAUACCUAUCCGCUACAAAGACAAGACCAGCUCCAAGACCAUCAAUAUCCGCAUCAACCCCUCAUCCAUUACAUGCCUUAGACAUUCGAGCCAAACAAGUUCACCCGAUGAUAUAUUCCCCUCUGCGACAUGCCUCGAGUUGGAACUAUCCGAUGCCGUUGAUAUCCUUGUACCAAGUCUUGUCAAGGAGCCGGUUGCAGUAGCCAGGCCACGGUCUGGCAAGAUUCUUACUUCCUUGUACGAAAUAUCGCAUGUAUUGAAGCUACGCAUUUACAUCCCUGAGUCUGCACUGUCUAUAGACCAGCUUGAUUCCCUCAGCACAGCAAUUGCGCAACGGAAGUUAGAACCAUUCUCUGACCCAGACCACGAUAUCUCGCGAAUGUUCAGUGGCAGUGGCGCCAAAGCGACGACUCUUCCUGCACCAUUACCUCCUUCCUACGAUAAAGUCGUGUCGAGUGCACCCUUGUACAAUGAAUCCAAUACCUUCGAUCCCCCCAAUACACGAUCGCGCAAGCGACAACGAAGUCAAGAAAUACUCGCCGAUUCUGGUGCGAUCUGGAACAAGUUGCAGAAACUUGAAGCUAUGAUCAAGCAUUCUACCCCAACUAGCGACGAGUCACUGCUUGUUCAAGAGUUGCGCGCCGAAGUGGCUCAGCUUAAAGAACAGAUCGCGACGUGUCAAAACAGGUGUACAGAACUAGAAUCGGAAGUCGCGAGUUUGCGAGAGACAAGACUCAAUGUGGAAGAAAACGAGGCAGUGGAAUUGGCCGAGAUACGAGAAGAUAUUGAGACACUGGAUAAUAGGAUUGACUUUAUUGAGCGUGGGAAGGAUGACGUGGCGUUUGGGAAUAAGAUUAAGGGAGAGAUAUUCGAUGAGCUGGCGGGGAGAGUCAAGGGUGGCUAA
Molecule: messenger RNA, 1050 nt
Organism: Fusarium coffeatum
Lineage: Eukaryota; Fungi; Ascomycota; Sordariomycetes; Hypocreales; Nectriaceae
Exons: 1
Coding region: 1-1050 (349 amino acids)
Source: RefSeq, a predicted model, not a curated record